AUGACCCUUGAAACGUUAUGGCUCCAGCUUGACGUUGCUAAGAUUGACCCUUCUCCCCAGGUCCCAAAGCCGUCUAGCUUCCGAGCUAAAGUUGAGCCAGAAGCAUGGAGCCAAGAUUUUACUCUUCACUCCAUUGACGACUAUGCCCCUCUGAAACACUUCAGAACUGUCAAGGAACUCAUAGAAUCUGCAGAGAACUGUCGUCUUUGCGACUUCAUCGAAGCUUCGUGGUCGCUACCAGCCCUUCACAAACGGUAUCCAGACAUUAAGGAACAAGAUUACGGGUCGCUCAAGCUUGAGUUCAAGAUCACGAAAGCCGUGUCUGAUCCUAGCGCGGAUGUUAGCCAUCUCCCAAUCUGGGAUUAUAAAGAGCUCACCAAUGAGGAUAGAAUCAAGACUAUCAAGGGUUGGUAUACUGAAUGUUCAUCUCAGCAUGCUGGAUGUAAGCCAUCCAGUCUCGGGCACCCAAGGCGUCUCAUCCAGUUGGGACCAGAGAAGCACGAUCUUCGACUGAUUGAUACACUGUCGCAACCUUGUGGUGACCUUGAAUAUGCCACCUUGAGCUACUGCUGGGGAACGUCACGUCCGUUUGUAACCACUAAAGAUAAUAUUGGCACUUUACUUCAAAGCAUACCAGCAACGUCUCUUCCUCAAACAUUCCAUGACGCUAUCGAUAUAAUUUGGGAGCUGGGACUCCGAUACAUAUGGAUAGACAGUCUUUGCAUUGUGCAAGAUGACCUUCAAGACUGGCAGAGGGAAGCCACAUCCAUGAAAGAUGUAUACGCUGGUAGUUCCAUCACUAUAUCAGCGUCAGAUGCACAAGACAGCGCGCAGGGAUGUUUUGUUGACAAUAGCUUGGAUCUUUGGGAUGGACGUGAUAUAGGGUUACAUCAAAUGGGAGCCCGCUUCCCAAACAAUAGGGAAUUCUCGAUACGAUUUCAUCAGGGGGAUAUCAGACGCCGCACCAAAUUCUCAAACCUGAACACCAGAGGCUGGACUCUGCAAGAACAAUUACUGUCUCGUCGAGUUAUACAUUGCAUGCAGCCUGAGAUACACUGGAGCUGUCACUGCAGCUACCGAACAGAGUCGCAAGUCAGCUUCGAAGGCGACAGGUUCAAGGGCUUCUCGUGGAGGUUCAUGCCAGAGGUUGCUACUGAAGAAGAAAUGAAGAAAUUAUGGCUUGAGUGGAUGACAGAUUACUCGAGUCGGAAACUGACAGUCACAAGAGAUCGUCUCGGGGCACUGGCAGGAAUGGUGCAGUACUUUGGCAACAAAGUCGGAUUUACACACUUGCUAGGCUGCUGGCACGAAACCCUGGUUGAUGACUUGCUAUGGAUUCGGCGUGGCGACACUGUCCACCCUUCUAUGGCUCUAUCCCAGGUACCAUCUUGGUCAUGGCUCACUCGUGUAGGUACUAUCGAUUUCAGGUUCUGGACUCGGUCAAUGGGCAAAUAUCCUUCCAUUAUCCGAGACCACGUCAAGAUUGUCGAAGCCGGAAUCACUUGGGCGGGGGAACCUAUGGUUUCGGAUAUCGUAUCCAGCACCAUGAUCGUCGAGGGGCCAGUGCGAGAGAUGAGACUCCGUUUAGAUCACAGAACCAAGAACUUCAACCCGCCUUUUAUGAAUGUCGGCGAUGAAGAGCCCGAUUUCAGCGAGACUCCACUUCCUUGGCGGUGUCCAGGAAGGUUUGAUCUUGAGGAUGAACGGGAAGAUGAUAUGUUUACUUGUUUACUUGUACGCUCGGUUUCUCCGGAGUCUCGUGAUAGUCUGGCAUACCCCUACCAAGAAACUUUUCUUCUAUUAGUGCCAGUUUCGACUUCUGAAGGUACGGCUUACAACAGGGUCGGCCUUGCUAUGAUCCGUGGGGAUCAGAGUGAGUUUGCAUCGGCUGAAACGAAGAAGAUCCGUCUAUUAUAG
Molecule: messenger RNA, 1917 nt
Organism: Fusarium graminearum PH-1
Lineage: Eukaryota; Fungi; Ascomycota; Sordariomycetes; Hypocreales; Nectriaceae
Exons: 4
Coding region: 1-1917 (638 amino acids)
Source: RefSeq, a predicted model, not a curated record